Molecule: messenger RNA, 1046 nt
Organism: Mucor mucedo
Lineage: Eukaryota; Fungi; Mucoromycota; Mucoromycetes; Mucorales; Mucoraceae
Product: SGNH hydrolase-type esterase domain-containing protein
Exons: 1
Coding region: 4-876 (290 amino acids)
Molecular function (GO): hydrolase activity, acting on ester bonds
Source: RefSeq, a predicted model, not a curated record
AAUAUGCGUCUUUCUAUCAUUGCUUCUCUUGUCGCUAUAUCUGCCACUUCCACUUUGGCCUAUGUAGACAGAAUUGUUCUUUUUGCUGACAGUAUGUCAGAUAACGGUAAUGUGUAUAAGCACUCUGGUUUCCCUCCCUCUCCUCCUUACUGGGAAGGUAGAUUCUCUGAUGGACCUACCUGGGCUGAACAUGUUGCCGAUAGUAUCUCUAUUCCCUUUGAGAAUAUUGGUUAUGCUGGUGCCACCACAGACAAUGCCGAUGCUUACUCUGAAUACAAUGGUUAUGUUGUUCCUGGUCUCAAGCAACAGAUUGAAACAAUUAAAUCCAAGGGUACUUCCAAGUCUCUUUACAUUAUCCAAACUGGUUACAAUGAUUUGAACGUUAUCAACACACCUCAAUUUUACAACGUUGUCAACCAAAACUACACGACUGCCGAUAUUGCUGCUAAUGUUGUUGCCAGUACCAAGGCUAUUAUUAAAAAGUACAAGGCUAAGAAGUUUGUCUUUAUGAGUCCACCUCCCUUUGAGCAAUGGCCCUUUAUUGCUGAUGCUGAUAAGCCCAGAGUUGCCAAGUUAAUUGAAGGAUACAAUGCAUUGGUCAAGUCCGAACUCAAGAAGAAUAUUCAUGGUGUUGAUCUCAAGUUUAUUGAUGUUCAUGGUUGGCUUAACAAGCAAUUGGCAAAUCCCGAGAAAUUGGGUCUUUCCACCAUCAACGGACCUUGUAUCUGGGGUCUUGGUAAUACAACUGCACCUCUUUGUGAUGAACCCAAGGAACACUUUUUCUUUGAUUCUUUCCAUCCUAACUCUGUUGUCCAUGAGGCUUUGGCUAAAUCUACCCUCAAGGAUCUUAAGCGUUGGUACAACAUUCACCAAUAAAUUUAUUAGAUAAUACACACACAGAUAUAUAUUUUUUACGCCCACUAAACAUAAUAAAUUGUUGAUGCAUCCAAUCAACUCUAUUUUUAAAUCUAAAAAAAACCCCAAUAUUCGGUUUCUAAAUGAGUUCAAAAAGAAAAGCCGGGCCUGUAUCUAAGGGGGAGCGAAAC